AUGGCAAACCCAGAGGCGUUGGAGGAUGGAGCCCAACGAACGGAAGUCAAGGACUGGGAUGGUCCAGAUGAUCAAGGCAAUCCUAGAAACUGGUCUCCACAAAAGAAGUUCUACCACUGCGCCAUCCCGACUGCCAUAGCAUUUCUAUGCCCCUUCGGAUCUUCAGUCUACACCCCAGGCAUAUCCCAGGUCGAGACCGAAUUUCAUGUCACCCGCGAGAUCGCCCUUUUACCAUUCGUCUCCUACCUCCUCGGCCUAUCCUUUGGACCGAUCGUAGCUGGCCCUUCCAGCGAGACGUUCGGGCGUAAAGCAGUCUACAUCUGUGCCCUGCCCGGUGUUGCAGCGUUCACGCUGGGAGCAGGGUUCUCGCAGAACAUUACAUCGUUGAUCGUCUGCAGGUUCUUUGCCGGUUUGUUUGCGAGUCCGGGUUUGAGCAUUGGAACGGCGAUGGUGUCGGACUUCUUGCCGCUUGAGAAGAGAGGUGGGCCGGUUGCGGUCUUUAUUACGAUGGUGCAGAUGGGACCAGUCUUCGGACCGAUCAUAGGCGGCUACGUGACCGAGUCGAAGAACUGGCGUUGGACGCAAUGGGUAAUCCUUUUCGGCAUCGUCUUCGCCUUCGCAUUGACAGCGCCCAUGUCGGAGUCCUACAAAGCCGUUCUACUCAAACGAAGAGCGAAGAAACUGGGCAUCGAACCGCCUCCCGAGUUCAACACCUCCGCAUUGCAGAGCUUGAAGUACUUUGUCACCAAGACAGUCUCAAGGCCGAUCCAGAUGAUGUUUACUGAGCCGAUUGUUGGCUUGUUUGACAUCUACAACGCCUUCAACUUUGGCCUAUUGAACGCAUUCUUUGCUGCGUUCUCUUGGGUAUUCGAGAACGUCUACGGCUUUGGCAUUGGCUCGACUGGUCUCACAUACAUCGGCCAGGCCGUCGGCAGCAUCAUGGGCCUUCUCAUAGUACUGUAUAUCUACAACUCCUAUUGGGCAAAGGAGUCCAAGAAGGCAAAAGAAGGCAACAGCAGUGCCAACAUGGCACCGGAGAAGAGGCUCAUUAUUGCCAAAAUCGGGGCGCCAAUGUUUCCCGUCUCGUAA
Molecule: messenger RNA, 1089 nt
Organism: Saxophila tyrrhenica
Lineage: Eukaryota; Fungi; Ascomycota; Dothideomycetes; Mycosphaerellales; Extremaceae
Exons: 7
Coding region: 1-1089 (362 amino acids)
Biological process (GO): spermidine transport; spermine transport; transmembrane transport
Cellular component (GO): plasma membrane
Molecular function (GO): spermidine transmembrane transporter activity; spermine transmembrane transporter activity
Source: RefSeq, a predicted model, not a curated record